Molecule: messenger RNA, 1122 nt
Organism: Oncorhynchus nerka (sockeye salmon)
Lineage: Eukaryota; Metazoa; Chordata; Actinopteri; Salmoniformes; Salmonidae
Gene: nfam1
Exons: 6
Coding region: 195-956 (253 amino acids)
Biological process (GO): regulation of B cell differentiation; positive regulation of B cell receptor signaling pathway; B cell receptor signaling pathway
Cellular component (GO): membrane raft
Molecular function (GO): transmembrane signaling receptor activity
Source: RefSeq, a predicted model, not a curated record
GAGGCCAAGACUAACAGAUAUAGACAUACACAUUCUGGGCAAUCUGAACAGGGGAAAGGCUUGAAGCGACACUCAUACACUGUUUGGGAAAUUCGACGAAAUCCUUCCAAUACUGAUACAGGUAUUCCUAUCUCAAGUGACCACAAACAAAUAGAAACAGAGGGGGAAAAUUAAACCUUUGGUGUCUCUUCAAAAUGUGCAUCUGGAUGGUUGAAGUUCUCUGUGUCCUGAUGUGUUUGGGAAAUCAUCAGGCUCAAGAAGCCAACCCAGCCAUCUCCAUGCCGGACAGAAUCAGGGUGGCUCUGGCAGGAGAAAAGGUCCUUUACAAACUCAAAGUGACCAUCCCAAUGAAUCAGAGCUCCAGCAACUUCGUCUGCUCUGGGCCUCCAGAACAAAAGAAGAUAAAAGAAUGGAUUAUUCUCUUUUCUCCUGAAACAAAAACAAAAACAUUUCAUUUGGAAAUAUCAGCAUAUAACAGUUCAUACUCAGGAGAGUAUAACUGCAAGUAUAAAAAUGUGGAGAUCUUCUGGACCCUUCUGGUGAAAGACAAGGGGUACCGGCAGCUUUACUCUGGUUUCAUCCUUUUCAUCGUGUUGGGGGCUCUUACCACAGGCCUCCUCAUCUUCAGUGUGAUCGGCUCCAUAUACGUGUUCAAAAGCCAAUGGAAUGGAAGUACCGGUAGUGGAGUAAGCGGAAGGAAUAGAGGGGAGAAUGAAGAGGAGGAGGAGAACGGUAACACAUCAGUGAAUGCAGCUGCCUCUGCUCCAGUUUACGCUAGUCUAGAGUCUCCGCCAGCAUCUGUCUAUGAGGUCUUGACCCCAGGAGCACCAGCAGCAGCAGUAAACCGUGAAUCUGUCCAGAGGAAAGGAAAAGUAAAGAGAAAGUCAAAGGAAUCGAUGGAGAAUGCAACGCCGCAAGGGGAAGGAAAAUUUGAAUGUGUCUAUGAGAAUUUCUGACCUACUGGUAUCUGCACUGUGUUUGGGAAACUAUAUGCCUAUAUUUUCCUGAUUUUGCAAUAUCUCUUGUUCUUUUACACAGACCUAAAAUCACGUAUGUAUUUUACCCUGCAGCUUCGUGACUUAUGUUGAAAAUAAACUGCUGUGUCUCUGGUUGUUGUCAUCA